Molecule: messenger RNA, 4869 nt
Organism: Betta splendens (Siamese fighting fish)
Lineage: Eukaryota; Metazoa; Chordata; Actinopteri; Anabantiformes; Osphronemidae
Gene: gpc1b
Product: glypican 1b
Exons: 10
Coding region: 490-2142 (550 amino acids)
Biological process (GO): negative regulation of fibroblast growth factor receptor signaling pathway; cell migration; regulation of protein localization to membrane
Cellular component (GO): extracellular region; plasma membrane; cell surface
Molecular function (GO): fibroblast growth factor binding
Source: RefSeq, a predicted model, not a curated record
GCCUCCACCUCAUUCCACGCUGUGGCAGAGCUGGCACAGCAUCGCCGAAGAAGAACCCCCGAGCUGCACGCGCGCACCUCUCCGCUCUGAUCCCGUCGCAGCCGGCAGGCGCGCGGCGACGCACUCAGACUGCACAGCGUCGGCGCAACACAGUGCCUAAAAUUACCACUGUCCGCCGCGAGCGCGCGCGCGCGACUCUGAGGCUCCCUUGCCUUGUUUCUCCCAGAACCUGAACAGUGGGAGAUCAGAAGUAAUAAAGCGCGAGACCCGGACUCGCGAGGAGCUGCUUCUUUUUCCCCGCAGCAGUGCGCGGAGGGCGACAGACGCGCCGAGAAGGCAGCGGGGCGGGAGGACGGUGGAGGUUCAUUUUACGCACAGCAGCGCUCGCCGAGCCCCGUCUGAAACGCGCGGCCGCCCGCCGGGACUGAGCCGCGCCGCUUCGCCCUUUUUGGUGGGAUUUGCACUUGACCGCACGGCGGGGAGGCUGGGAUGGUGUCCCUCGUGAUCGUGGCUCUGGCGCUGGGCUCUCUGGCGGCACCGGGCAGCGGGGACAAAAGCUUCAGCAAAGCCCGGAGUUGUUCGGAUAUCAGACUGUUUUACGACGGGAAAGGGUUCCCGCUGGACGGGGUGCCACAGUCCGAAAUAUCAGGGGAACACCUGCGCAUCUGUCCCCAGGGCUACACCUGCUGCACCAGCGACAUGGAGGACAACCUGGCCGUGCUGAGCCGCCGGGAGACGGAGGGGCUCCUCAAAGAGGCCGGGCGCUCCGUGCAGACCUCGCUCACCAGUCACUACAAGGCCUUCGACGGUUACUUCAUGGAUCUGCUGAACCGCUCUGCCAUCAACCUGCAUGAGACUCUGACUUCAGCUCUGGGGCCGGUGUACUCCCAGAAUUCCCAGGUCUUCUCCGACCUGUACGCGGACUUGAGGCUCUACUACCGCGGCUCCAACGUCAACCUGGAAGAGGUCCUCAACGAAUUCUGGGCCAAGCUGCUGGAGAGGCUCUUCUACCAGGAGCACAGAGAGCGCUCCAUAGGCGACGACUACCUGGAGUGUGUUUCGAAGCAGAUAGAGACGCUGCUGCCCUUCAGAGACAUCCCCCGCGUGACCAACAUGAUGGUGACGCACACGUUCGUGGCCGCGCGCUCCUUCGUUCAGGGCCUGGUGGUCGGCGGGGAGGUGGUGCGCAAGGUGUCCCAGGUGCAGCUGAGCCAGGAGUGCAUGCGCUCCAUGAUGAAGAUGACUUACUGUCCCCAUUGCCGCGGCAUGGCCUCAGCCAGACCCUGCCCCAACUACUGCAGAAACGUCCUGAAGGGCUGUCUGGCCAACCAGGCCGACCUCAACACAGAGUGGAGGCAUCUGACAGAAACCAUGAUGUGGGUGGCCGAUCGCUUCGACGGCCCGGCCGGAGUGGACAGUGUGCUCCUCUCGCUACCCAGUCGCAUCUCCGAAGCAAUUUACACCAUGAUGACUAACAUAGAGACAAUCAACAACAAGUUGUUCCAGUCCUGUGGCAGCCUCAGAGAGGGAGGAACCAGCAGCACCGAUGUCAGUGACAUCAUGAAGAAAGGGAGGGUCACAGUGGAGGACACGCUGGGUUCAAGCUCCACCAGAAUGGACACACUGGUGCCUGAAGUAACUGCGCUACUGAGGGAGCUGCAGACGUACUGGGUUUCUCUCCCGAACGUUCUCUGCAAUGACAGAGUAGCGACUGGAACAGGCGCCGAGGAGAAGUGUUGGAAUGGCAUGAACCGGGCCAGGUACCUUCCUGAGGUGAUGGGCGAUGGCCUCGCGAGUCAGAUCAACAACCCCGAAGUGGACAUCGACAUCACCAAGCCAGACAUAACGAUACGCCAGCAGAUCAUGCAGCUCAAGAUAAUGACUCACCGCCUGAAGAACGCGCUCAACGGCCAGGACGUGGACUUCCAGGACACCAGCGAUGAUGUCAGCGGUUCUGGAAGCGGCAUGUGCUCCGACAGUUCGUGUUCCCGGAGUACGCGCCCCGCCUUCCCCAGCACCGACCAGCCCGUAAACAACCCAUAUCCCCCAGAAGGUGGAAAGGUGAAAGGCGCGGCCGACAGGAGCCUCCCGUCUCCCACCCUCUACUUGCUUCUGCUGCUCAUGGUGCUGCUUCGACGAUAAUUGAUGGGGGGGAGGAAGCCACUAACUGGGACUGAGUCUGGGACAAACUGGGUUUGGGGAGAGUCAGAGAGGGGAGGGAGGAAACGCCGGGGGUUAGUUACAUUGCCAAAACUAAAUGGGUAUAAGAAAACAACAACAACACAAAAAUCACUUGGACGAACUUCCUACUGGUUUUGGAUUGGAACCAAAUGGAAGUACUGGUAAAUAUUUCGGUUCUGCCCUUGUCUUUUGUUUUCUUCUUAUAUGAUGACACCAUUUGAGCUGGUCUUUCCACAUAAUGUUUUGUUUCUGGUGUUUGGGUUCUGUACCUGAGACUGAUGUUACAGCUGAUGGAGAGUUACAGUACGGAGGAUGGGGCUCAGACGUGUGCGUUUGCCAAUUCGCUCCCUCAAAACAGAAUUCAUGCUCAAUAGAAUCAUUUAUUUCCCGAAGCUGGAAUGUUUAUCAUUUACAAAAAAAAAAAAAAAACACAACAAAAUGAAGUCAGAUAGUGGUUCUUUCACAUGGAGAGUGAACAGGCCAGCGUUGCCUCCGGAGCCCUCCAUGCAAUAAGCCUCAGAAUAAUAUCACACGUCUGUCAGCGGGGACCUUUACGCACCUUUACGCCACGUCAUCGUGUGAGCUGUAAUAAAAGCAGCGGCCGUCUAACGUGGGCGUAACGGGACCCAUCCUCCACCCCUCAGCCCCUCAGCCCCACGCCCCCUCCCCCCUCCCUCCCUGCUGGUGACGGAUCAGGAUUCUGGCCGGGUUCAGGUCUCGGGUGACGCCAGCGUCCCACUAUAGACCUCUGCAGUGCACGUGGGGGGGUGUCGAACGAGCAAACGGACCGGCAGCGAGACGGAACCGCUGCUGUCAUGUAGCCGCUUUUUUUUUUUAGUUCUAACGCGUUCAUCUCGACGACGCCCCGUGUUCCCGUGAUUCGCCUCGUAAACGUGAGCGGCGGCGUCACGCGCCUCUGCCUAACUGCAGCAGUGUUCCAUGUCGCUGCGAGCUCCGCAUCUUUGAACCACAUUAUCGUUUCUGUGGCAGACACAACAGUGUACAUAUUUUUAACUUCUUUUUUUUUUUUUUUUUUUUAGGGAAAAUACCCAGUUAGGUACCAAAACCGUAUAACUGCCACAUAUGCAGCGUGCUAUAACUCAUAUUUCUGUCAAAUCUGUCAAAUCGUAUCAAUACCUGCGUUUCAUAUUUCCAUAUUAGUCCCUCACCCAUCAGCUCUAAUGACCUUUAAAGCAUUCCUCACGCUUCUACAUGAUGGCGCGACGCCGUAGUGAGAAUGUUAUGGGAACGUGGGGAUUUUCCCCAUGAGAAGCUUGCCGGGGAGCCAGUGCCAGGAGAAUGGGAGGAAGAGUGUAAAUGUUUGUACGUGAAAGAGAGACUCUAACGAUGAACCUUUCUUUGGAUGGGGCCGGAAUGAAAUGCUUGAAAAUGUAUCGGCUGAUGUGUGAGCAAUGCAAAAAGACUAAAGUUGAUGUAAUGUGUGACACGUUAUGGUGACGCUGUUUUCUUUCUGACAUGCGUCUGUGCGUGUGUGCGUGUGUGCGUGUGUGUGUGUGUGUGUGUGUGUGUGUGUGUGUGUGCGUGUGUGCGUGUGUGUGUGCGUGCGCCUGAUUGUCUCUCUGCCUUGCGCUGGGAUCGAAACCACAGAUGUAAUCAGAUUACACAGCAGAGAGCGGUUAGCGUUAUCCGGAUCCUUCGACGGUGACAUUCCAAUUCAAAGACAACCUGCAACUCAGGCCUCACAACUUCAAUUUCUGUGACUGCCUCUCACUGUCAUCAGCUGAACUUUGCACAAAUCCCCCCCUUUCACCUUUUGAUCUCAUUAACAUGUGGCACACGCCCCCCUCCUUUUUUUUUUUAUAAAACCUGCACUUUUAUGAGGCCAAUAAAUGGCAUCGUCUGCACAGAGACAUCACGAGCGGGCCGAUCAAUACGCGAGCGAACACCUCCCUGAGACGACUAUUGAUCGGAGCCGUGCGUAUGCAGAUACUGUAGGCGGGGCCCGGCCCGGUGCCUCCUGUUCAGCUGAGGGGACGCCGUGUAGACACGACGGGCCUGAGCGACAGGAAGCAGGAGGAGGGGUUUCCCAGUCCUAUUGUCCAUGACCGUAGGUGCCAAGAUCCAAAGCCGAUCAUUGGGCCCGAUUGUUGGGUUCUAACACUGAGCUGAGAAUAGGAGGCGUUUCAGAGAUCUUAUAAUUCUCUUGUUUUAUCUGCUUUCGUUUCGAUGUUAUGAGAAGAGUUGACGAUAGACGUCAGAAAGAAGUUGGAAACUACAAAUGUCUCAUUUGCUGUUGUACCUGAAAUCUUGUGUCAAUUAUAUACAUUGUAAGAUUUUCAACAUGCCUGUGUCUCCUCUUUGUGGUGUCAGUGUCACCUGUCCAAGUGGUUUCCCAGGGUGCACUGGGGCAACGCCGCCGCCUAAAAACGAAGGGAAAACGGGCCAGCACCCUCCAGCCAUGAUGUCAGAGUUGACAGCUGCUGCCUUGUGUUGCCACACAGGAAAAGCUGACGCACAGUAUGUUGUGAGCACACUAAGAGCUUUGUCUUGUCAAGGGGUGCGUGACCGUGAUGCGGUGGGAGGCCGGUCUAAAGGUCUGAGAGACUUUGUUCUAGUGCAGCAGUGACAGUGAGGUGUCCAUCGCUGUCAUCUUGAUGUCAUGUCAGGGCGACAACAUUUAACCAGGGCGAUGAAUAUCACAAUAAAAGCUCAAUGUCAACCUUUUAA